Cucurbitaria berberidis CBS 394.84 is the source of this 1104-nucleotide messenger RNA. RefSeq lists its product as uncharacterized. Lineage: Eukaryota; Fungi; Ascomycota; Dothideomycetes; Pleosporales; Cucurbitariaceae. Bases 1 to 1104 code for a protein of 367 amino acids. The record is from RefSeq and is a predicted model, not a curated record. The transcript has a single exon.
AUGGCGCCCGCGCAUGAGAAUACGCUGUCCCUUGCCGAGGCCGAUGAGCAUACGGAGGGUACGCCCGCGACACGAAGAAUUGAAUGGGGCAAGCACAUAUCAGCAGAUGACUUGAAGGAGAUUAGAGAGGAGAGGAUCCGAUGGCGUAAGGGCACAACGAAAACCGCGCAGCAGAUGGCCAAAAUGCGCCUCUUUGCGUGCUCUCUCUUUCUCGAAGAUGAUGACUUCGAAGGCACCUACAAGGAAUUGCAGGAAUGGUACGAGGAUGUCGAGAAGAACAAGAAGCGAAUUUUGGAGUCUAAGAAAAUGGUCGAGCAGGCAAAGAAAGUGGCGGCGAGGAAGAUGGAGCUGGCAAUGGAGAAGAAGGCGGCCGAGGAUGACGAGAAGAAGAAGAGGGACAAUCUACCCAAGCUGCCUGAGCCAAAAGCUCUUUCCACGCCUAUCACAAAACCCGCACCUCCAGUCGCCCCUUCAGUCAAGCAACCCAUCCGCUUCGAUCCGAUGACAGGUCCGGAUGAUCCCAACUGUAUAUGCGCGUCGCCGCACUUCCAUCCUGGAAGGCCAUGCCCGAAGUUCCUGGAAAACCAAGCCAAGGUACAACAAGGUCAGAAGAGGAAAGCUCAACGCGCACCAGAUGAGCACCAUAAGAAGAAGAAGGGCCCAUAUGUUCCUUUGGGUGGUGACUGGAAAUGUGGCUCGUGUGGGUAUUGGAACCACAGGUUCUGGCGCACCUGUAGAGGCAAGCGCGGCAAAGAUGAGAUGGCCAGGCCAUGUAUAGCCUUGAGAGACGACGACGAAUAUAACCACCAGGUGCAGCAGGAAGGAGAAGGCAUCCCACGUCGUAAGGGAGGGAAAUUCUCAGGAGACUGGCUUUGCAAGACCUGCAGUUACUGGAAUAGAUGGUUUUGGAGCAGGUGUUCUGCAUGCUACAAGCAUAUCGACGAGGUGCUGGAGGAAAUGGACCGCGAUGACAGCCUGCCAGACCCACCCGACAAGCCAUACGAUGGGCCUCGGAAUGAUUGGGGUCCGGACAACCAGAAGACCGUCGAUCGGACGAGCUAUGAGUCACGUAGCGCGCGCUACAUCACCUGCAAGAAGAAGUAG